AGAAGUUUUGUGAUUUGCAAAACUCUCUCUGUCACUUUCUCUCUCCUUCUUGGCAGGAAGCUUCAUCAGCAGGAAGAAGUUUUGUGAUUUGCAAAACUCUCUCUGUCACUUUCUCUCUCUCUCUCUCACAUAUCACAGGAAAUUAAUUAAGGAGAUGGGCAGCAGUUAUUUUGGAGAGCCAAAUUUGGGAAAUGAAAAAGGAGGUGGAUCUUCUUCAAGAAAAGGCAAGAAGAACAAUCCAGACAAGCCCAAGCAGCCACAGAGAGGUCUUGGAGUUGCUCAAUUAGAGAAGAUCAGAUUACAUGGCCAAAUGGGUUGUGCAUACCAUCCCUCCAUUCAUGGUCCAUAUCCCACUAAUUUUAACAAUGAGGAUAUGAGAGUGCAAACAGCUUAUUCACCUAUGUCAUCAUCAUCUUUUUCUUAUUCAUCCUCAUCAUCAUCUUCCUCAGCUUCUUAUGGUUACCACCCCAACAUGAUGAUGGGGCUAGGAGAAUAUGAAAGAACAAAUAUCAGAUAUGGCGAUUCUCAACCUUCUGCUACAGCAAGAUGGGAUCCCAGCAGUCCCCCUUUAGAGACUCAACAUUUUGCGCAGCCAAGCAUGACUAGACACCUUCUAAAUCUUCAUACAGAGGACUCCGAGGAUAAAAACAGCAAGAAACUUAGGAGUAAUUCCAUGGGAUCAAGCAGUCAGAAUUCUGAUCAAUCAAGUGACAAUCAGGAACCGGAUUUGGAGCUCAGACUGUCACUUUAG
Molecule: messenger RNA, 751 nt
Organism: Corylus avellana
Lineage: Eukaryota; Viridiplantae; Streptophyta; Magnoliopsida; Fagales; Betulaceae
Product: mediator of RNA polymerase II transcription subunit
Molecular function (GO): DNA-binding transcription factor activity
Source: RefSeq, a predicted model, not a curated record